UAUUCUUUUGCAAAAUAAUGCAGUUAGGCAUGCACCGAAUGGAACUUGCUAUAAGCCACACACCUGCGUUUACUAUUAGCUAUUUCUGUCUGCAUGGGAUUGAAGGUGACGUCACUCUUGAAGCUGACAUCACACAGUGGGUAGAGGAGCUGUGGCUUUCUAUAAAAGCAGUGACACCUAUGAGUCCACCCGAGGCCACAGAGCGAUGCGCGUAAACCGCGCGUCCGUUUAUUAUUUAUUUGGUAAACUCAAGCACUUAUGGACAAGAGAAGUAUAGAGAAGUAGAGAAGUAUACUUGUCAGACAUGAAUAAUUCGCUGCUGAACGUGUCAGAAGCCAACAACUCCUCUCGUGCCUUGAGUCUAGACUACCGCUCUCUCAUCACUUCGGCCAGUAUGUUUGGCGUCGGGGUCCUCGGAAACCUCGUGGCGAUCGUGGUGCUUUGCAUCUCCAAAAAGGAGCAGAAGGAGACCACCUUCUACACUCUGGUGUGCGGGAUGGCUAUCACGGACCUGCUGGGCACCUGUUUCACCAGUCCGGUGGUCAUCGCCACAUACAUCGCGGGCAGGUGGCCGGGCGGUGCGCUGCUGUGCCAUUUCUUCUCCUUCUCCAUGCUGUUCUUCGGAUCGGCCGGCAUGUCUAUUCUGUGCGCAAUGUCGGUGGAGAGGUACCUGGCCAUAAACCACGCGUACUUCUACUCGCAGCACGUGGACCGGGCUAUGGCUCGGUUAGCGCUGAUGGCGACGUACCUGGCCAAUAUCGUGCUGUGCAUCUUGCCCAGUUUUGGUUUCGGAAAGCACACGAGACACUUUCCCGGAACUUGGUGCUUCUUGGACUGGCGCGCCAUGGACUCCAUCGGCGCCUCGUACACGUUUCUGUACGGAGGGUUCAUGCUGCUGUUGAUCGCCGUUACCGUCCUGUGUAAUUUCGCCGUGUGCCGUUCACUGGUCGGGAUGAGCAAGAUGAGUCGCAUGGUGAGGGCAGAGGUACCCGGACACACAGGCUCCAAGCGCAGGUUCAGAUUAACAUCUGCAGCGGAGAUCCAGAUGUUCUGGCUGUUGAUUUUCAUGACCAUUGUGUUCCUGAUAUGCUCCAUCCCUUUAGUGGUGCGCAUCUUUGUCAACCAGCUGUACGAUCCAGCUUAUAUAUCAUCAGGCAAAAGUCCAGAUUAUCGCAGUGAUCUCUUGGCCAUUAGAUUUGCCUCCUUCAACCCUAUCCUGGAUCCAUGGGUGUAUAUUCUGUGCAGGAAAAACCUACUAACCAAAAGCUGCACACAACUGAAACGCACCAUCAGACUGAGGAAAGGGGAUCGUAGUCGUGUUUUGGGUUGGAUGGACGGUCAGCACUCGCCUCCGUCGUUUGCUCAAAGCAAUUGCACAAGUUACGCGUCAUUGCGCACGGCCAUCUGUAGAAACGACGUGGGAAAACAGAGCUGUAUGAACACUAAGUCUUACGUGGACUUAACCCUUCGCCAGGCAUGGGACUUUGAUACGGCUCUGGCUGAGUUUCAUCCCUUCAGCGUCGACCAGAACGGCGUCAUGGGGUUUGAUGAAGAUGAAGCGGCAUCAAGUCCCAAACUCCUCGCUAAGACUGUUGUGGUGCUACCGGUCGCUCAGAUAAUAGAAAAUAAGGCUGAAAUAGUAACCUGCACUUUUAGUACACCAAGUUCAUGCGUAUCAGAAAAGUGCUUGAGACAAUGACCCCGCUGCCAGUCCAGAUUAACUGAUUAAUGCACUGUGACAAAAAGAAAAAGACUUUUUCUCUUGUCUUAUUUCACAUUCACAAAUAAUUCUGUGAAUUCGCUUUAUUUAGAUCUAGAAUGAUCCAAUUUUAGGAUUAAACCAUGAGAGGAGACACUUGUACGUCUAUGUUUUGUCAGAUAACAUGUUUGUGUUUAACGUGUGGACAUGUUGCUUCCUUACCAUGCUGCAUGCUGGGUCGUACUUGACUGUGACUCGUAAAACUGUGAAUAAUUUAUUAA
Messenger RNA from Puntigrus tetrazona (Sumatra barb), 1980 nucleotides. It is a transcript of the gene ptger4c, whose product is annotated as prostaglandin E receptor 4 (subtype EP4) c. Bases 305 to 1699 code for a protein of 464 amino acids. Gene Ontology annotation, molecular function: prostaglandin E receptor activity. Gene Ontology annotation, biological process: inflammatory response; adenylate cyclase-activating G protein-coupled receptor signaling pathway; positive regulation of cytosolic calcium ion concentration. The transcript is spliced from 2 exons. Gene Ontology annotation, cellular component: plasma membrane. NCBI's taxonomy places the organism in Eukaryota, Metazoa, Chordata, Actinopteri, Cypriniformes, Cyprinidae. The record is from RefSeq and is a predicted model, not a curated record.